CCGGCCGCCCACGUCGCGGAGCCCGAGGCUCCAGGUCAGCGGCGGCAGAAACAGCAGCGGCAAGAGCAGCGACAAGCGCGGCAUAGCUUGCUCCGGGACAGCGACGGCGCCUCUGCUUUGCGCUCUGCUCGGCGCCCGCCGCGCAGCCACCGCUCCCUCCCCGCGGCCGCUGAUUGGCCGGGCCCGCACCGCGGGGCGCCCGCAGACCGCUGCCCGGGCCCGGGAUCAGCGCGGUGCCUGAGGCCCGGGGCUCCGAGCUGGAGGGACGCCCCGAGAGCAGCUCUCCGACCUCUGUCGAUUGGACUGUUGGGGAAACCGAGACCCAGUGGGGGCGGAAACUUGCUCGAGGUCGCUGUAGUAGAGUCAGGAUUGGAUAACCGUACGGUCUCCGGAUCCAAGGCUGGCUGCAGAUAGACCGGGCGGUUUAAUGGCACCUGUACCAGCUCGGUAGACAUGGAGCUCUUCCUCCAUUACUCCCUCAUCCCAUCACUCUUUAUCGUUUUGAUCUUGUCCUUCCUCCAAAGACGAGAGCAGCGUAGACAGAGAGAUGAUACCUCUUACCUCCUGGGGAACCGCUUUGGAAUUAUCAUGCCUCUGGACUUCGUGGGCACUUUCAGUAACCGAUGGUCCUAUGGAAUCGCCUUUGGGGCCACAGCCAAUAAGGUCAUGUUUUUGUUCUCAGAAGGCUACCAGCCCCUGCAGAUCCCACAGUGGGCCCAAGCCUUUGAGCUUCUGAUUGGAGGCCUUGAAGUUGGCCUGUCUCACUUCCCCUUCUUUGCCUGCCUCUCGUCGGAGUUCCAGCUGGUCAGCUCCACCCUGGGCUUCUGCUACUCUCUUAUCUGGUUUGCUGUCACCAUUCUUCAAGUUUCACAGUGUCCCCAUGGGCAGUUUGUGGGAAAGUAUGAGACCCUCGUGUUCUACUGGCCCUCGCUGCUGUGCCUCGCCUUCCUGCUGGGCCGCUUCCUGUAUAUGUUUGUCAAGGCUCUGAGGGUGCACCUUGGCUGGGAGCUCCAGGUGGAAGAAAAGCCCGUCCUGGAAGCGCACCAGGCAGAGCACGUCAAGCAGCUCCUGAGGACACCCCGCCCACAAGAAGAAAAAAAGUCUUGGUUCCAAACCAGGAUAUACGAGUGGGAUCCCUGCUUUCAAUUCCCAAGCAGAAUGAUUGGAACCAUUGUAUUGGCUUUCAUCUGCCUGUACCUUUUCAUUGUCAUCGAGUUCUGCAUGUUUGUGUAUGUGAGAGAUGAGCUGGAGAUGUUUGAAAACAAGCUGGAGAGCUACAUCACCUCCGUGAACCAUUCAGGGAUCCUGACGCCAGCCAUUCUGCAGGUGAAAGAGCUGAUCAGCGUUACCAAAGGAGUCUGGGUGGCGACCAUUUUGCCUGCCUCGCUAACGUGUGUGAGCUAUCUGUUCCACAUUUUGGUCUGUUACAGAAAGCACAUAAAGAGGCUCUGGGCAGGAGAUAAACACUUUCUGCCUUUGAGGUUCCGUAACCCGGCCUCGUCGGAGAGCGUGGUAGCCAUUGCAAGGUACUCUGGCUGGCAAAUAGCCUAUAUUCUAUGGGGCUACUUCAUCAUUCACGUGGUGCAGAGCCUGUGUGGCAUGGCAAUCAUGUACGGCCUGGUGCUGCCCAUCGUCCACAAACAGGGCCUGGAGAUGCUGCGAGGGCUGGGCAUCGGGAUCCUCACCAUAUCCAUUGUUGUGGGUCUCAUGAUCCUGCAGAUGUGGAUCGCCACCAGCUUCUUCCUACAGCCAAAGCUGGGCACAGCUGACAAGCAGAAGCCCCUGGCUCUCAACAACAGGAAAGCAUUCCACAACUUCAACUACUUCCUGUUCUUCUACAAUGUGCUGCUGGGCCUGGGUGCCUGCCUCUCCAGGCUGCUCAUCAGUUGCCUCCUGGGCACGUGGCUGAUUGCCCGCAUUGACAGGACCAUCAUGCCGAGUGGCUAUGAGGGGGCAGACAUGGGGUUCAGUGCAUGGAUCGGCAUGCUCUACGUGGACCAUUAUCACACCAACCCUGUGCUUGUCAGCUUUUGCCACAUUCUGAUCACAGAUCACAGGGAGAGGAAGCUGCAGCAGACCACCAAAUACUGGUGCCUAAAUCAAUCGGCAGGUCCCCGUGUCUCAGCUAGGUCCAGAACAAGAUGGCUCCUAUUGCAGACCCUAAUCAACAACCCAAGACUCGUCAUGCUCAGAAAAUCAAAAUUAGGGCACAGUUCCCAGGAGUCCCAAAUUCUGAUGACAUGUUCGGACAGCUGAUGCUGGCCCCCAUCAUCUGCUCCAGGGCCGGGCUAGCACAUCUGCCACCAAGAGAGGCUCAGUCUAACCGGCAGCUGUCUCCUGCAACGAAAUGGGAUGGCACAGGCACCAUCCAUGCAGAUGGUAGACAACAUUGGCUACUCAUGGGAUGGCCACCUGGACUGAGGGAUGAAGCCUCAGGACUAUUUCACUCCCUUGGCAAAAAAAAGAUUAAAAAACUAAAGAAAAGUCUGUUGAACAAACUUUGCCCAUUAAUGACUUGCACUAUCCAUUGUGGGUAGGCAGCCUUGAAGAGUUACCUGGUAAAAAGCACUUAGUUUACCUACAAGGCAGAAUUUUAUGUCACUGGAGAAGAUAGUCAAAUAUGUACAUCAGGAGAGUUUAACCAUCAGAUCCCAUUUUUGUCUGGAACAGAACGUGGAUUUCAAUCCGACAGCAUCCUCAUUGCUUCCGUCUUGCCAGGCUUUAUCACAGAUGGGAAAGAAGGAACUCCAUGAUCCUGGCCCCCAAUUUUGUUGGACCUUUGCAGGCGCACAACAGGCUUUCUCUCCCAUCACCACUGGUAUGGGAGGGGAAUGGAUCAGAGCUAACUUGGGCCUUAGUCACACAGCAGAUGCACAGAUUCUCUCUGAGAAGGGUGAGAUUACUUGGAAAAGCCACGUGUCUGAAGAUACAAAGACAGCGUGGGCAGGUAUUCUAGUAGGGGAUCACAAGAGUAAAGUUGUAUGAGCUAGAAAGCCUCAAGCAUGUUUGAGGAGGGUGAGCCAUGUGACAUGUCAGGUUACAGAGCUCUAGGGACUGGCCAAGACCAUCCCAAGGCAGGCCAAAUGUCAUGCCAGGAGGCGUGGACAUUUGUCCUGUGCUGCUUAGGAGGCUGAAGUGGGAGGAUUGCUUGAGUCCAAGAGUUU
Saimiri boliviensis boliviensis (Bolivian squirrel monkey) is the source of this 3164-nucleotide messenger RNA. RefSeq names its product stimulated by retinoic acid gene 6 protein-like. Gene Ontology annotation, cellular component: plasma membrane. Gene Ontology annotation, biological process: vitamin A import into cell. Lineage: Eukaryota; Metazoa; Chordata; Mammalia; Primates; Cebidae. The record is from RefSeq and is a predicted model, not a curated record. Gene Ontology annotation, molecular function: signaling receptor activity; retinol transmembrane transporter activity.